Olea europaea var. sylvestris is the source of this 1846-nucleotide messenger RNA. Its product is annotated as glycylpeptide N-tetradecanoyltransferase 1-like. Gene Ontology annotation, molecular function: glycylpeptide N-tetradecanoyltransferase activity. Gene Ontology annotation, cellular component: cytoplasm. The coding region runs from base 314 to 1627 and encodes 437 amino acids. Lineage: Eukaryota; Viridiplantae; Streptophyta; Magnoliopsida; Lamiales; Oleaceae. Gene Ontology annotation, biological process: N-terminal peptidyl-glycine N-myristoylation. The record is from RefSeq and is a predicted model, not a curated record. The transcript has a single exon.
CGUUUUCCCAAAAAAAAGAAAAAAGAAAAAUGGGCAACAAACAAUAACAUCGGUCGUGGGGAUGUAGUGUUAUUGGUUUUUAAAAAUUGAGUAGAAACUAUUUAUUAAUGUGGGGUUAAACAUUUUACUUUAAUUGUUUAGUACCUAACUACAAUUGCUAAUGCCAAGGGCGUGUCCCAUGUCCAUACACUCACGACUACUAGUUAAUUUGGUUUAUGGAUGAACUUUAGAUGGUUAUUAUAUGUUAACGUCUUUGUAAGGGUUUUUUAUUGUUUAUUACUUCUAUUAUUUGUUCUGGGUUUAUCAUUUGUGAAUGUAUCAGAGCAAGUCUAUUGAAAAUGGCUGUUUUAAUAAACGUCAGCUCAAGCUAUUGAAAAUGGCCGAUAACAAUGCACUACCUGAGAAGCAUGAUUCCUCUGCUGACAGUAACUUACCUUCUGAGUCUCUUUCCCAUGUGAAAAAGCACAAGUUUUGGGAAACCCAGCCUGUUGGCCAGUUCAAGGAUCUUGGGGAUUCAAGUCUACCUGAAGGCCCGACUGAGCAACCGACACCCCUGUCUGAAGUCAAACAAGAGCCUUAUAAUCUUCCGACUCCUUAUGAGUGGAUUACUUGUGAUAUGGACUCAGACGAGAUGUGUAACGAGGUGUAUGCUCUCUUGACCAAUAAUUAUGUUGAGGAUGCUGACAGCAUGUUCAGAUUCAUUUAUUCGAAGGAGUUUCUUUAUUGGGCACUUCACCCUCCAGGUUAUUAUAGGAGUUGGCACAUUGGAGUUAGGGUGAAGAAUUCAAAAAAAUUGGUUGCGUUCAUUACUGGGGUUCCUGCAAAAAUCCGGGUCCGUGACACUGUUUUUGUGAUGGCAGAGAUAAAUUUUCUGUGCGUUCACAAGAAACUCAGGUCGAAAAGACUUACUCCGGUCAUGAUUAAAGAGGUCACCCGAAGGGUUCAGUUGGAGAAUAUCUGGCAAGCUGCUUAUACUGCUGGGGUUGUCCGUCCUACGCCCAUAGCUACUUGUCAAUAUUGGCAUAGAUCAUUAAAUCCUAAGAAACUUAUUGAUGUUGGAUUUUCUAGGAUCAGUGGAAGAAUGACAAAGAACAGGACAAUAAAGCUGUACAAGUUACCAGAUCAAACAGUGACUCCCGGGUUUCGAAAGAUGGAACCCCAUGAUGUUCCUGCAGUUAGUCGUUUGCUUAAGAAUUACUUGAAGAAGUUAAUUUUUGCACCAGAUUUUGAUGAGGAUGAUGUAGAGCACUGGCUGCUUCCAAAGGAGAAUGUUGUGGAUAGUUAUUUGGUAGAAAGUCCAGAAACUCAUGAAAUCACUGACUUUUGCAGUUUUUACACCCUCCCGUCUUCUAUACUCGGCAAUCAAAACCAUUCUGCUUUAAAGGCUGCUUAUUCUUUUUAUAACGUGUCGACAAAGACUCCAUUGAUUCGGUUGAUGAAUGAUGCUCUCAUUGUGGCAAAGAAGAAUGAUUUUGAUGUUUUCAAUGCUUUGGAUGUCAUGCAUAAUGAGACUUUCUUGAAGGAGCUUAAGUUUGUUCCAGGAGACGGAGAACUCCACUACUAUCUCUACAACUAUCACCUAAAGCAAGCUUUGAGACCAUCAGAACUCGGGCUCGUCCUCUUAUAAAUUGUGAUUGCGAUUCAAUCUGCAGUAUUCAGGGCACUCAUUUUUCUAAGUUGAAGUUAUACUUUCAUCCAUGGUGAGUUUGACUUUUUGUGAAACAAGGAACAAUAAAUUGUCACUGAACAUUUGGCCCGAGUUCCAUGGGCAAUUAUUUGUUUUAUGCUGAGAGUUGCCUGUUAAUAAAAGAUAAAGUGAAAAUAUUGUUUGCUUCAAUUUGUUUGU